Periophthalmus magnuspinnatus is the source of this 9368-nucleotide messenger RNA. It is a transcript of the gene atrn, whose product is annotated as attractin. Gene Ontology annotation, molecular function: protein binding. The record is from RefSeq and is a predicted model, not a curated record. Bases 274 to 4347 code for a protein of 1357 amino acids. The transcript is spliced from 29 exons. Lineage: Eukaryota; Metazoa; Chordata; Actinopteri; Gobiiformes; Gobiidae. Gene Ontology annotation, cellular component: Golgi apparatus.
CGUGCGUCCGUGCGUCUCUCCGUUGCGCAUUUCCGUUGCCCAUACGUCACUUCUGGAUGUCAAUAUGCGGCUCGGUGCGGCGCAGGGAAACAGAGCCGCUGUGAAGAUGUAAACCAACCGAGCCACCUGCCCCAGAGCGAGAGCCGAGAACCGAACAAGCCCGAGACAAACCUCAUUGGCACCGGGACGCACACAUCUCCAAACCAGGCCCUGAUCAUCCGAGUGUCUCCCCCUCGCGUCCCUGGACUCUGUAGCAGCCAUCUUUAGUGGAGGAUGUCGCGGGCCUCGCUGCUGCUCCUCGCCGCGGUGCUGCUGUCCGCUGUGGGGCUGCUGUCCGGGCUCCCCGCGCUCACAGAGCCAAAGGACUGCGACAAACCGUGCAUGAACGGACAGUGCAACCCGAGCACCGGCGGCUGCGUGUGCUAUCCCGGCUGGGUGGGGGACCAAUGCCAGCACUGCGGAGGACGGUUCAGGUUGACCGGGCCGUCAGGACACCUCACCGAUGGACCUGGGAACUACAAAUACAAGACAAAGUGCACCUGGCUCAUUGAGGGAGAACCAAACACGAUCAUUCGACUCCGGUUUAACCACUUUGCCACCGAGUGCAGCUGGGACCACCUUUAUGUGUACGACGGAGACUCCAUCUACGCCCCCCUACUGGCAGCAUUUAGUGGUCUGAUCGUCCCGGAGCGUUAUGGGAAUGAGACGGUUCCAGAGGUGGUGUCCCAGUCCGGAUUCGCCCUCCUGCAUUUCUUCAGCGACGCAGCGUACAACCUCACAGGAUUCAACAUCUCAUACAGGGUGAACACCUGUCCCAAUAACUGCUCUGGUCAUGGAGAGUGUCGACUGGCGAACCUGACUGGUGCAGUGAUGUGUGAAUGUGAAGAGAACUGGAAGGGGGAGGCUUGUGACAUCCCGUACUGUGAAGGCGACUGUGGUUUCCCUGACCGAGGACGCUGCCAAGAGAAAAACUGCAUCUGCAAAACCGAGUGGCAAGGUCCAGACUGCUCUGUGUCUGUCCCGGCAAACUCGUCCUUUUGGACCAGAGAGGAAUACUCAGACCCGGGGCUGAGCAGGGCGUCCCAUAAGGCUGUGGUGGACCAGGGAAUCAUGUGGGUCGUUGGAGGAUAUGUCUUUAAUGUGACAGACUACAACAUGGUCAAAGCGUUUAACCUGAGCAGCAGGAGAUGGCUGACCCUUGACCCCUCUGUGAACAUCGUCGCCCCUAGAUACGGGCACUCUCUGGCUCUACACGAGGGUAAGAUCUACAUGUACGGAGGAAAGAUUGACUCCACCGGGAAUGUGUCCAGUCAGCUCUGGGUCUUCCACAUCCAGAACCAGACCUGGGUCCAGCUCGGCCCUCGGGCCAAGGAGCAGUACGCUGUGGUGGGACACUCCGCCCAUGUCGUGCCCCCCCUCAGAGAUGGAGACAACCCUGUGAUGUUGGUGCUGUUUGGGCACUGUCCUCUGUUCGGAUACAUCAGCCUAGUGCAGGAGUAUAACAUCGGGAUGAACACGUGGAGUGUGGUGCACACAGAUGGGGCUCUGGUGCAGGGCGGGUACGGCCACAGCUCUGUGUUUGACCCUGGGACCAGAGCCAUCUACAUCCACGGAGGAUACAAGGCUUUCAGCGCCAACAAGUAUGGCCUGGCAGGAGACCUCUACAAGUUUGACGUGGACAAGAGGAAGUGGACUAUCUUGAGAGACAGUGGUUUCUUCCGGUACUUGCACACAGCGGUGAUUGUGAGUGGGACCAUGCUGGUGUUUGGGGGAAACACUCACAAUGACACGUCUAUGAGCCAUGGAGCCAAAUGCUUUUCUUCAGACUUUCUCUCCUACAACCUGGCGUGUGACGAGUGGACAGUCCUGCCUCGACCGGACCUGCACCAUGACAUCAACCGCUUCGGACACUCAGCUGUCUUCAGUGAGGGUGCGAUGUACAUUUUCGGAGGGUUCAACAGCCUGCUGCUCAGUGACGUCCUUGUGUACACUUCACCCAACUGCUCCGCCUUCUUCUCCGCCUCCUCCUGUGCUCAAGCUGCUCCCGGGAUCCAGUGUGUGUGGGACAUAAUCCAAGAGACCUGUCUGCCCUGGGACGGCAGCAUGACGGCGCCUGAACUGCCCCCAUCCUGCACCACCAGGUCAUACGCUGAUAACGAGAGGUGUGACCAGUACACCGACUGCUACAGCUGCACCGCCAACACCAACGGCUGCCAGUGGUGCUCCACACAGUGCGUCUCCAUGGCGAGCAACUGCACCUCCAGCUCGGGGUCAGUCUCAGAGUUUGACGGCUGCCCAAAGGACAACCCUACUUACGUUUGCAACAAGAAAACGAGCUGUAAGAGCUGCGCCGUGGACCAGAACUGUCAGUGGGAACCCAGGAACCAGGAGUGCAUCUCUCUGCCCGAGAACGUUUGUGGAGAAAGCUGGCACCUCGUUGGAAACUCCUGUCUAAAGUUCAUCACAGCCAAAGACUCUUAUGACAACGCUAAACUGGCCUGUCGCAGCCACAACGCCGUCCUGGCCUCUCUCACCACUCAGAAGAAGGUCGACUUCGUGCUGAAGGAGCUGCAGAUCAUGAGUGUGGUGUACAAGGCAAUGAUGACUCCAUGGGUGGGCCUGAGGAAGAUAAACGUGUCGUACUGGUGCUGGGAGGACAUGUCCCCGUUCACAAACACGUCUCUACAGUGGCUGCCAGGAGAACCCAGCGACGCAGGAUUCUGUGGCUAUUUGGCCGAACCAGCCUCCAGUGGACUCAAAGCUCAGACCUGCAUUAACCCAGUGAAUGGCAGCCUGUGUGAGCGGCCAGCCAACCACAGCGCAAAGCAGUGCCGUGUGCCGUGUGCCAUGAGAGCGACCUGCAGCGAGUGCACCACCGGCAGCUCGGAGUGCAUGUGGUGCAGUAACAUGAAGCAGUGUGUGGACUCAAACGCAUACGUCGCCUCUUUCCCCUUCGGACAGUGUAUGGAGUGGUACACCAUGAACGCAUGUCCACCGGAGAACUGCUCUGGAUACCGUACGUGUGGCCAGUGCCUGGAUCAGCCAGGGUGCGGGUGGUGCACAGACCCCAGUAACACGGGGAGGGGGCAGUGCAUCGAGGGCUCUUACCGCGGGCCGUUCCAGACCUCUGUCCCUGCUCCCUCCACUCUGCCCGGUCUGCCCCCCAGCCCCCACCCUGCGCUCAACGCUACCAUGUGCCCCAGUGAGGCCAAGUACAACUGGUCCUUCAUACACUGCCCAGCGUGUCAGUGCAAUGGCCACAGUCAGUGCGUGAAUGAGAGCGUGUGUGAGAAGUGUGAAGACCUGACGACCGGACGACACUGCGAGAGCUGCAUCUCUGGUUUCUACGGCGACCCCACCAAUGGAGGCAGCUGCCAACCAUGUAAGUGUAACGGCCAUGCCUCCAUGUGUAACCCAAACACUGGGAAGUGUUUCUGCACCACCAAAGGCAUCAAGGGCGACCGCUGCCACCUGUGUGAAGUGGAGAACCGGUACCAAGGCAACCCGCUCAAAGGAACAUGCUACUACACGCUCCUGAUCGACUACCAGUUCACCUUCAGCUUGUCGCAGGAGGACGAUCGCUACUACACGGCCAUCAACUUCGUAGCAACGCCCGAGGAGCCAAACCGAGAUCUGGACAUGUUCAUCAAUGCCUCAAAGAACUUCAACCUGAACAUUACGUGGGCCACCAGUUUCACAGCAGGUACCCAGACCGGUGAGGAGAUCCCCAUCGUCUCCCGGAGCAACAUAAAGGAGUUUAAAGACAGUUUUUCCAACGAGAACUUCGAUUUCCGCAACAGCCCCAACAUCACGUUCUUCGUCUACGUCAGCAACUUUACAUGGCCCAUUAAAAUUCAAAUUGCUUUCUCCCAGCACAGUAAUUUCAUGGACCUGGUGCAGUUCUUCGUCACAUUCUUCAGCUGCUUCCUGUCUCUGCUGCUGGUGGCUGCGGUGGUGUGGAAAAUCAAACAGAGCUGUUGGGCGUCGCGGAGGAGAGAGCAACUGCUGAGGGAGAUGCAGCAGAUGGCCAGUCGCCCCUUCGCCACCAUCAACGUCGCCUUGGAGACAGACGAAGAGCCACCUGACCUCAUCGGAGGAAACGUCAAGUCUGUCCCAAAGCCCAUCGCUCUGGAGCCAUGCUUUGGAAACAAGGCGGCGGUGCUCUCCAUAUUUGUGCGGUUACCCAGAGGCACCGGCGGUAUCCCUCCUCCAGGACAGUCAGGCCUGGCGGUGGCGAGCGCGCUGGUGGACGUCUCUCAGCAGAUGUGUGUGGGCUACAAGGAGAAGUCUGGAGGUCUGAGGAACCGCAAGCAGCAGCCCACCGCCCAGCCCGCCACCUGCAUCUGACUGCGUCCCGUCGCCAUGGAAACACCCCCUCAAAUCAACCAAUCACCGCGCCCCUGUACGUCCCCUAACCACAACACCUCAGCCCCGCGGUGCAGUGCAUGCUGGGACACUGGAGUGGAACUUUUCACGGGACUAGAGUACAGAUGAUCGGGGCGGAGGUGUCUUUGAAGGAAACCCGUGCUCUCUUUUAAACUGGACACUAGGGGGCAGCAUGGGCAGAAGGGAGGCGCACAUCCUCCUUAAAAAAAACAUUGACAUUUUACAUUUGUCGACGCCGCCUCGUGGAGCUGCGGCGUUCACGGCUUGCUGCUAGAAAAAGAUCCUCAUGUCAUAGUUUUUAAAAAGACUUUGCAAUUUUGUUUUACUUAAAUUAUUGUUGUUGUUUUUUUAUUGUUUUUUUUUUGGAAGGCGGGUGUAACUGAUUUUGUCAAGCUGCACACACAGUUCUAUUGUCUAAAUUAGUAAGUAAAUCUCUGCAGUGACACUUCCAUGACAAAUGAAUAUAGUAAUAAACACACAACAAUCAUAUUUCACAUGCAACAAUACAAUAUGACUAGUGCAGUUUUCAUUUUUUUCUUAUUGUUAAAGAUAAUUGAUUAACUUUACAGAUUUGGGAUUGAAAACUGGAUUAAACCAGGUAUAAACAAGCACUAAAACAGGACUGUACUUGGACUAAGAUGGGACUAAAGCUAGACUGGGACUAGACCAGGACUAAAACUGGAACCGGACCAGGGCGUAUUUGUUUUGCACUUGAAUCUCUACCCAUCCUUUUGAAUUCUAAAAGUUGAUUUGUCACUGGAGAAAUCUAAUAUAAAAUGUACUUAUAAACCACAGUUGUUCCUUCUCUGAGCUUCCGUGGCUAACUCUAUCCCAUUUUUCGUCUUUCGUUGGCAGUGAGCUGUAAGGGCUGAUGUCACUGCAGUCCUGUACAGCUUGGCCUGGCAGAGGGCUAACAAGCUAACAGGCUAGCAGUGCCCGCUAACAGUCUAACUUUAAUGAGGUCCACUGUAUGAGGCCGUAGCCCAUCCGAACACAGUGACAUUUCUAAUAGACCUUUCUGUACUUAUCCCCUCCUCUCUCUCCUCUCCCUCCUCUCCUCUGCUCUCCCCAUCGCUCUCCUUGACUUUCGCUGCCUCGUCUUGGGCCAAACCACAGUGUCUCACUUCUCAUAUGGUCCGAGCUGGAGCCGAGCCCACGGUUGAAUCCUCUCCAGACAAUUAGCGCACCCCCGGGGACAAAGGAGACACAGUACUUUUAAGACGAGAGAGAAACUGGGGGGGAUGGGUGAUUGAAACUGGACUGAAACAAAUGAUAACGCUGAUGAUAUUGUCCUAAACUGUUUAAUGACGGUAUAGUUAUUAUAAAGUGAUACCAAGUACGGAAUUCUUCCAACUAAAGUACUGGCCAUAUCAAGUAUAACGUUUUAAAAAGUCACUAAUUUUAGUUAAUUAAUUCAUGGGAUUAAUUUAACAAGAGCAUCCUUUUUUUCCUGACUUUUUUAUGACACCAGCCUCCUAACUUGUAAUUUGCAUGCAAAAUGUCAUAGAUUUCAUUAGAUAUCCCAGAUAAUUUAUGCCGGAUUGGAGCUGGCAUUCAUAUCCUUAUUCACUGAGUUUAAAUGUGGUUCUUGGCAAACAACAUUUAAUUCAAGCACGCUAAUGGUAUACAAGUUUGUCUCUUGAAAUUACUGAAAUAUUUGGACUUAAUGUGUUGCAUCUUGCAUCAGUGACUAAAAUGUUGUCUCAUUAACACACGCACACAUCUAUUGGCUUUAAUGUCCUGGUUUUUGUAACAUUUUGUACACUUUCUCCCAUUCAAAAGAUGUAUUUUUAAAAUUGUUAACCGCUAUGGCAAGAGACUGUCAUAAUUUUUCAUAAAGCUGAAACCCAUGGAUAUAUAACUUGAUAACUUUGCAUUUUCACAAUACGAACCAGGAAAACCCCAUUUGCUACUGUACAGUUUUUGACCAUAUUGUGCAUCGCUCAGCUCUAAUUGCACAGGACCAGUGAGGGGAAUCUUUGUUUUAUAAUGAUCGUUAUGUCACCGAGUGUCUAUAGAACAGCCAAUUGACUCCAGUGAUCACUCUAAGACGUGCGGUCGCCCUGUUGGUUCCACCCACCUUUACGAUCGUUGCCGAACAAAUCUAUUGCCUCUAAUUGCUGCUCCGUGCCCCGAACACUCCCCAUUCGUCGCCCCUCUCCUCCCCUCCUCUUCAUCGGUCAAUGGGGAUCGUUCGGCGUCCUUAUAACCGAGGGACAGCUACCCAAUUAGCCGCAGCGAAAGUGGCGUUUUAGCUCAAUAUUUUUAGACGUGAAUGCUGGCGUCAGACACUUGGACAUGGGAGGGUGACGCCAAUUGCUUCUUUGCACUAUAGAUUGUAUGCAAAUAUGACAUGGGAAAAUGCAGUUGUUAAAGAGGCUAAUCGGUAUCUGUCCUAUGUAAAUACGGCGAAUAUUUUGACUACUGAAAUUCUCAUUGCUGAAACAUCAUGAUGCAGCCACUAGAGGGCGUAGAUAAAGGCGUAAAUGUGACUUGAUGGAGCAUAGUCGUUAUCGUCACUGUUAAAAUAAAUGGGUAACAAAUGUACAUUAUUUUUAAACUGCUAGCUUACAAAAAUAAUUUCGUUUUUCCAAGUUUUGUGUCUGCGUUUUCAGUUCUACUCCCAAACCGACCAAUCACAUUCUGUUGUUUCUUCACUUCACUAUAUAAAGAUCGUCUCAGCAACUACCGUGACGUUCAGUUCCCUCUGAAAUUACUCAACUAUAAGUUCCUAUUAUUCUUAGACGUUUUUACCGCGAAAGGUUAGACUUCCACAAAACCCAACUCUGAAAAUGUAACAAAGUAAAAUCCCCCGGUGUUGUUAAACUCCCUCCCACAAGAGGUGCCGUAAUCAGGCGUUUUUGAACCAGUGUUUGGUCCUAAAGAGGAGCAUUUAAACGGAGGGCUCUUGUAAUUUUAGCCUUGUGAAAAGCACUCGGCGUCUGGGAAAGGCCACACUUUAGAAACGAGAAAAGGUCAGAUCCAAAAGCAUGAACAAAGCUGACAUGGAGUGAUUAUAAAGAGCUAGAGGUGCUCACCGCUCCACUGUACCAGACGGGGCUACGGGGCACUGCUUGGAUCAUAAUCAAGGCUAGAAUUUUCUUUUUUUUUUUAAGCAGUUAUGCAGUCUAUACGCAGUUAUUUGUGUUUACUCAGGAUAUCUUUUUUUAGUUGGAUGCACUACCUGAUACUUUCUUACGGAAACUAGCUGAUCCUAUUGCAAAACGUUAGCUUUAUGCAUUUUGAUUUGACAUUGGAGUUUCACACCAAAUAGUAUAACAUAGUAUAACAUUUCUCCCUUAUUUGGUUGCUACAGUAAAUCUUAGAUAUGUGGCAAAUGUUAAUUAAGUCAGAUGCCCUACCUGAUUCAUUUAUGGAGGCUUGGGACUUAACUUCGUCCGUGCAAUUACCCAGUUUUGAAGAUUUAUGAAUGACAUUUUGCUUUGACAUAGGACUUACUUAGGACGUACUUGACGCCACCCUUGAUUUUUCUUCACUUAUGGCUCGUUUAAUACAGGACUUUUUAGCGAUUUGUACGUUUUUUUGGUAAUAAAUUUAAGUCCGACGCUGUAUCUGACUUUUAACUUCUAAAUCCAAGUCUAAAUCCACUUCAAACAGCACAACUUAAACGUUUAUAUGGGCUUGAGGAGCGGUGUUUUUUUUCUUUUCCUUUACUCCGAUACGUGCCCUGUCACUGUAGCACUCUGCCGUCUCCGGUGGUGUAGUUGUAAUGUUGACCCAGGAGUAGUUGUGCGGUGUCCGAUCCUAAACUCGGCCUUGUGGGAAAGUGCUGACAGAGGCUGGAGUGUUUAGGGGGAGCUUCUCGGAGUAGAUAAAAUCCCUCCUCCUCAGCACUAUCCUCCAUUUUAACUGACUUUGAUGCUGUCCACAAGACAUCUGGACUUCAGCGUGCAAUGUGUGGACAGGGACUUUGCUACAGGAUGUAAAAGCCUAAUUAAAUUCAGUCUGACAGAACUUUUUAACAACCUAAGUAUACAAGUUGAGCAGUUUAAGAAAAUAGACUAGACUCAAGUGGUUUUCUUAUUUAAACAAAAGAUUUACCAAAAAAAAACACUGCUUUCCUAUCACAGUUCCUAUCCUGAUCUUUACUUUUCAUGGCAUAUUCCAACUUGUAGGUUCACUAUGCAACUUCUAGAGUCCGCCACCUGCUUGUAAUGUUCCACAAUAUGACAUUAAACGUGUCUAUCUCCAUGGGAACAAACUGGUGUCUCUUCCAUGCCGAGUUAAGGGUCCAGUCAAUGGAACGGCAAGCAAUAAAAACAUUAAAUAAGUGUAAAAUAGACAAGUUUAAUGUCAUACUGCGGAACCUUCAGGCAAAGCAAUAACAUCUCCAUGGCGACGAGCAGGUGUCGGACGCUCCGCUAGAAAAAUGACGUGUUAUAUCUUUUUGUAUGUGCCCAAUUUGUCCAAACGUCCUUCCAAAUUCUAAUCGUACAAUGUUAAGUUAUAAGAUAUUGGUGACUCUCUUUCCCCUCAAAAAAAUUACUUUCAUUGCGUAGAUCCGCUAAAAAAAACAUAUUAAACCUGAGAAUUGACCUCACCUUUCCAAACUGGUCCAGGGCAGAGCGGUACGUUGUUAAUUUCCUUGUCUUUUCGCGUCUAAACACAGCAGAAGUCCAUUCGUUCGUUAGUUUUCGUCGGCAUUAAAAACCGCUUCUUGUACCUAUGUGACGAUAACUGGAACAGACUGGGAGCGCUGUGAACCCAGACUUGCGCGUUCAUCUCUGGCCCAAAGGCACGUUGGCAGAAAGGUCAAAAGUCAAAAUCCAGACAGCGGAUGAACCAGAUGAGCGUGAUUAAAACAGGCUUGUGUAGAGUCAAGGGGAAAUGUCGUGUUGUUCAGUUGUUUAGCUCCAUGUUCUCAUAUGUUAAAACUGACACUCAAAUUUAAUGAGUUACAAAACGUCUAAUGAAACCAAUUUUUGUGAUUUAUUUCAGUGAUUAUGGUUGUGGACAGAGAG